This is a messenger RNA of Betta splendens (Siamese fighting fish), 2107 nucleotides long. RefSeq lists its product as uncharacterized. The transcript has 2 exons. NCBI's taxonomy places the organism in Eukaryota, Metazoa, Chordata, Actinopteri, Anabantiformes, Osphronemidae. The record is from RefSeq and is a predicted model, not a curated record. Bases 303 to 1706 code for a protein of 467 amino acids.
CUGUCUGUCUGUCUGUCUGUAUGUCUGUGACAGUCACAAUGUUUAAGCUAUAUUUUAUAGCUUAAACCUCAACAUUUCCUUACAUUCAGCAUUCACAGUACAUUUAAUUAAUUUCAAUAAUCUCCAACAACACAAAUGUAAUUACAUAUUUGUAAAAGGGUAAAUGUAAAACCUAAAUAAUGUCACAUGGUCAAAUUAUGUGAGUUUAUUUAAAAUUUUCUAGGUUGGUCGGUGUGUACCUUUUUUUUCUCCAAAAUAACUGUUGUCGUUUUGUUUGUUUUUUUAUCAUUUAGUGAGGGAUAAUGGAAUAUGCCACAAUCAUUGUCAAAUGGGCACAUUCUUCACUGCCGCACGUCAACAUGGUCACAGACCAUGUCCAUAAGUGGUACACAAGUCAUUGGGUCUACCAUGAGAAAGCAGAGCUGACACUGAUUUGCGUUCAGAUAGCCCCCAACCAUGUUGUAGAAUACACUAAAAAGCUUCUGGCGGUAAUAAGUAAUCUGUGGUCAGAUUCCCCUCUAUUUGCUAUGGAAAUGUCCUUGUUUGAGGAAUUGCUGAAAAUGAAAAACCCAACACGUGCCCACAAAUACAGCAUUAUGCAUACGGGCGUUCGACCCGGACAAAAUUUCCGUGACCAUAUUACAGACACAAAGGCAGUAAUUAGAAGAUUUGAUUGGACAUUGAAGUCUUUUGGUGCUGACAAUGAGACGAUUAUGAAGCUGACGUGCCCCCAUGUAAGUCACAAGCUACAGCUACUUAUAUUAUUUUAUCAUUUAUGUAAUACAAUUAAUUUAAUGUUCCUUUCAACUUUCUGUGUACCACAGAAACCACACAGUGUGACGGUGAUGCUUCCUGGGUCUCAGAUGAUAAUAAUGAAAUGCCAGGAAUCACAGAGAAUAUGUGACCUGAUGAAGACGUAUGACAUUGUGUGCUCCAGCGUCUGCGAUUCUAAAACGGCCUUGUCAGGGAGGGCUCCCUGUAUGGCCCUGGUUAACCACGAGAUGGAAAUAGUAUAUAUAGACAAGACCCCUUAUGAUGAUAAAUAUGACGAAAAACCUAAGAUACCAAAAUUCCACAACAACAUGGUUCCGAUCAAAAUGAGAACUAAACGAAGCCUACUGAGAUACAAUCCUUACCACGUGCCUGCUAGGAGGGAAACCUCAGACUCUCCAGAUGAUGAUAUAGAAGUUAUCGUUUAUUGUGAGAGUAUCAAGUCCAGCGUGAAUGCUGCCAUACAAGAGGAUGGGCGUUUCUUCCCAAAUGCUCAGUACAGGGGUCCAAAUGGAAUAUUUUCAGAGCCACUUGUUCAAGAGCUGCAAGGAGACAAUCACGAGAUCGCUGCAGCUUCGCCGCAUGAACCAAUGACAGAUGAAUCAGAUCACAUUGAACCUUAUGCCUGCUGCAUUUGUUACAAACCAUCGGAUGCCUUCCUUCAGUGUGGACAUCUUUACUGCAAUGACUGUGUUUCAUAUCUGUUGGCUAUGAGUAACAGUUAUGUAGAAAUUACGUGUAGUAUGUGCAAACAGCAAUCCCCUCCGGCCACAGAAAUCGAAUGGCCCUCGAACUUCUCCUUUAAAUGCAAUGCAUGUAAUAAGAAGAAGCUUUGGGUCACAAAUUGCUUGCAUCUAACCUGUACAUGUUAUGGUAACGGGAGAUGUUCUGUUUGCAAUGAAGCGAUCGCUAAGCUUCAAAAAGUGUUCGACUGAUAAAUUGUCAUGCUGAUAAGAUAAGAAUUGCAUUAUUUCACUAGUGCACUAAAAAAAUACAAAUAAAUACAUGUACCCUUGAACAUUCUUUGCUCAGUUGUAUGUAUUCAUAAUACACCUAAAUGUUAUACAAUCUGAUUAGUGUGUAGCGAAAUGUUUGAAAAGUUCUCUGGGUAGACCUGCAUUUCUUUUAAAUUGAACUACCUGGGAUUCUUUUGCGCCAUGUUGCACCGCCAUCUUGUGGUAAGAAAAGUGUAUUACAUGUGUUCGUUUAAAUUAUGUGUCAGUUGGUCUUUUUUUGGUCUUUAUCAAGAAUGAUCAAAAACUUUACUACAAAAACAUAACUAAACACAAUUAAAAUACAUUAGGUCAAUAUAUAAUUUGAACCAAUGCUUUGAUUG